Messenger RNA from Eurytemora carolleeae, 1904 nucleotides. It is a transcript of the gene Dus1, whose product is annotated as tRNA-dihydrouridine(16/17) synthase [NAD(P)(+)]-like. NCBI's taxonomy places the organism in Eukaryota, Metazoa, Arthropoda, Copepoda, Calanoida, Temoridae. Gene Ontology annotation, molecular function: flavin adenine dinucleotide binding; tRNA dihydrouridine synthase activity. The transcript has 19 exons. The record is from RefSeq and is a predicted model, not a curated record. Gene Ontology annotation, biological process: tRNA processing. Bases 24 to 1850 code for a protein of 608 amino acids.
UUUGAACUGAAGGAAGAAAAUUUAUGAAACAUAUAAUUUCGGGAUUUAUCCUUUGUCCAGUAAAUGAUAAAAAAGUUUCUUUUUCUGAAACAGAUAUGUUUCAGUGUCCACUAUCAACAGAAGUAAUAAUAAAAAUACAAUUUUUUUUCAGAAUUAAAAUGACAGCAGAGAUAACUGGUGGCAAAGGGGAUACUGAUAAUAAUACUGAAAAUCAAAUAAAUGAUAAAAAUGACAAUACUUGUAAAAAGCGGGAAAGAAAGAUGGAUUUCUACAAAGAUGUUCUAGGAUCUCCAAAAUAUGUGGUGGCACCUAUGGUUGAUGCAAGUGAACUAGCCUGGAGAGAGUUAGGCCGACGAUACGGAGCUGAUCUAUGCUAUUCUCCAAUGUUCCAUUCAAAGGUGUUUGUUCAAGAUGCCAGGUACAGAAGAGAUUCUUUACAGACAUGUGCCGGAGACCGACCUCUGAUCAUUCAGUUCUGUGCAAACGAUCCUCAGCUUUUCUUAGAGGCCGCUAAACUAACUGUGGAGGCCAUUGAAUGCGAGGCGAUAGAUAUAAACUUGGGGUGUCCUCAGAUAAUAGCCAAGCGAGGCCAUUUUGGGUCAUACCUUCAAGACGACUGGGAGCUAAUUCACAAAAUAAUCUCCACAGCUAGUAGAGAACUAGAUAUACCUAUCACUGCAAAAUGUCGAGUGUUCCCCGAGAUAGAAAAGACUGUAGAGUAUGCCAGAAUGCUUGAAAAGGCUGGAGCACAGAUGAUAACAGUUCACGGCAGAACUAGAGACCAGAAGGGACCUUUGACCGGCCUAGCUAGCUGGACCCAUAUCAGGGCAGUAAAGGAAGCAGUAUCUGUCCCUGUACUUGCAAAUGGAAAUAUUCAGAAUAAAUCUGAUGCAGACCGUUGUAUCUUAGAAACUGGAGUGGAGGGUGUUAUGUCAGCUGAAGGUCACCUGACCAACCCUGCCUUGUUUGCUGGAUUGAAUCCCCCUGUCUGGGAGAUGUGCCUUGAAUACUUGGAUCUAGUGAAAGAAUACCCUUGUCCUACUUCUUAUGUCAGAGGACAUCUUUUCAAACUGUUAAAUCAUUGUUUCCAGGAUCCUGGAAAUCACGAUCUCAGGAAAACAUACAUAGAUACAUUAUACAUUCAAUAUUCAGGGGAGAAGCGUUAUGAAGAAGUUGAAGAGUUGAAAAUUUACAACCUGAAAUUUCCUCCUUGGAUUUGUCAACCAUACGUCAGGCCGCCUCCUGAGGUCUAUGUGGCGAAAAUGAAGCAGAUAAAGGAAUCAAAAGAACAAGAAGCUAAAAGAGGAAGACCCGAAGAUGAACAAGGCAGCAUCAAAGACUUGAUUACUGAGAAGAGAGAAGACGGAGAGGUUUCUAAAAGGAAGAAGAAGAAGAUGGAACGAAACCCUUAUAAACCUUUCUCAAAAGCUCGAGCUAACUGUUCCCUAUGUUCAACCUGUGGUAACCCAUCAGGCUUAAAGUGUUUGCAUCAGCUCUGCAGAACCUGUUGUAAGAAUAAAGCAUUCAAGGAGAACUUGGACUGCGCUGGACACAAGAUAUUUGUUAAAACCAAUCGAGAGAAGGCCAAGCUCAGACCAGGAUAUAAGGAGAAGGAAACUUUUAACAAAACAGAAACUUUAGAAAACAAAACAGAAACUAUGGAUACUUCAAAUGAUACUGGUAUAAAACCUGAAGCUGUAGCUAUUAGUACCAUGACGACUGCUGCUGGGUUUCUCGAGAUCAUAACUGACUCUGUUCAAUCAUCAAUUGUGGAACCUAAUAGAACUUCUGAAAGUAUUGGUUUGGAUUCAGAUAAAAAUACAUUGAUUAACAAUGAAGAAAAUAGUUGACUUUAAAUAUCUUUUUUACUUUUUUCCAAAUAAAUAUAUUUUUUCUUGUUAAAA